Syzygium oleosum is the source of this 1027-nucleotide messenger RNA. RefSeq lists its product as uncharacterized. NCBI's taxonomy places the organism in Eukaryota, Viridiplantae, Streptophyta, Magnoliopsida, Myrtales, Myrtaceae. The coding region runs from base 179 to 763 and encodes 194 amino acids. The transcript is spliced from 6 exons. The record is from RefSeq and is a predicted model, not a curated record.
UAGCAGAAGUGGAGUUCCCUUCUCUCUCUUGGCGCGUGAGCGUUUAAGCAGAUGGCUCCACUGAUGAUGGCUGACGUUCCGUCGUCAUAGUCGGCGUUACAGUAUCAGAGGACCGCAGUGAGAAGAAAAGAAAAAGAAAAAGGAGCUGUCUUUCUGAUCAUCCAUCGAAGGAGUUCAAAUGGCUGGCGAAAAUGGAGGAGGAGGAGGAGGAGAAUGGAAACAAGGGGAGGUGAAAGAGGGGGUGGCCUCAAUAGCCCUCCUUCCGUGCGGCUCCAUCUCGGGCCACUUCAUCCACCUCCCCCAUUCCAUCUGCUAUGGCCUCCACGGCACUGAGUUGGCGUGCGAAAGGGAAUGCAGCAGGGGAGAGGACUACCGCCUGAUCAAACUCUCCAUCACGGACUUCAAAACCAAACAAGAAGGGACUGUUGUGGUGGAGUGCAAAGGCCAUGAUGCUGCUCGGUUUCAUAGCAUAGAUCAUGCUCACGGUUGGGAAGAGGACGUGGCAGGGCUACUGGAGCAAAAACAUCAAAAGAGCAAGAUUGUGGUCUCUUUUGAGUGUGAGACCCUGAAAGCUGAGGAAGCAGCCGAGGACCAUAUCAAGAAGUUUAUGCCAAAAUUAAAAGGACUCGAUGCUGUUGGUUAUUGUUCUCGGCUUAAGGUAAAUCACUUAUCCUUUAUUUGUACUGCAGUUAACAUCGGGCGAAUGAGGAUUGCAGGGUUGGACUUUGAUGCAGAAAAAGCAGACUUGGAGCAGAAUCUGUGAUAUUCAUGGCGCACAUAUUUUUGGCUGAAACUUCAAGCUUCCUUUGUCAUAGAUAAGAGCAUGCUUUAUCUGAUGAUAUGUUUUGUGAUUAUCUAGAUAAUUCGUCCAAUCCUUACAUGUUUACAGUCAGUAUGCCCUUGAUUAUUCUGGUGAGAGAGUGUGAUACUUGCACAUGUGAGUAAUCAAAGCUUGGUCAUUAGCCACUCGGGUUCAAUUUAGUCGUUAUAUAGCUCGAAGCUAUUUGAUAUAAGAAUACUUUUAUUA